GAUCCUCUGUUCGCCAGCGUCACCUUCCACCAUGUCGGCCUGGUCAUAUCCGCCGUCUUUGCCCUCAUCUCGGUCAUUGUCGCCUUCUUUCUCAUUUUCAAGCACGCGACCCAUUACUCGAAGCCAUGGGAACAGAAACAGUAUCUACCCCUCCAUUGCGACAAGCCCGCAAUGAUCAACCGUGCUGACGAACAUCAAGCNAUCAUUCGCAUUCUCCUCAUGAUCCCCAUCUACUCGACCGUCUCCUUCCUCUCGUACCUCUACUACAAACACUCCAUCUACUUUGAAGUCCUCCGCGACUGCUACGAAGCCUUCGCCAUUGCCUCCUUCUUUACACUUCUCUGCAACUACAUUGCCCCGAAUCUCCACGAGCANAAGGAUUACUUCCGCCAAGUCACCCCUAUAAACUGGUUCUGGAGCGUCUUUGGCCUGCAGAAAUGUACCGGUGGAAAAGACAAGGGCAUCCUGCGCAUACCCAGAAGCGGCUUGACUUGGUUCAACUAUGCCUUUGUCCGCGUGCUGUUCACUAUAGUCAGUGUCGUCACUCAGGCCAUGGAUCGCUACUGCGAGGCUUCGCUACAUCCGGCAUUUGCGCACAUCUGGGUUAUGGUAUUUGAGAGUGCCUCGGUCACCGUCGCCAUGUUUAUGCUCGUCCAAUUCUACCUACAGCUCAAAGCCGAUCUUGCCGAACACCGACCUUUCUUGAAGGUCUUGUGCAUCAAGCUGGUUAUUUUCUUCAGUUUCUGGCAAUCGCUUCUUAUCUCGUUCCUCUCAUCUUCGAGCGGACCUUUGCAACCUACAAAGAAGAUUUCUUAUCCAGACAUCAAGGUCGGCAUUCCAUCAAUGCUUCUGUGUGUUGAGAUGGCUAUAUUCGCUGUCAUGCAUCUCUUCGCUUUCCCAUGGCGCGAGUACGACCUCUCAAAGACUCCCUACGCCGACCCUGUCACGGCCCCUGGUUCUGGGUUUUCCGGCAAUGCACCAAAAUACCAUGGUGGAUGGCUGGGUGUUAAAGCGUUUGGAGACACCUUCAACCCGUGGGAUCUUAUCAAGGCCACCGCUAGAGGCUUCAGAUGGCUGUUUGUGCGCCGCAAGCACAGACAUCACGAUGUCUCGUACCAAGCACCAAAGAUUGGUGUCAAUCUCGACGAGCCGGCAACCUCGAUACCUGGACCGAAUGUCACCUCUCAUACUUUGCCGUCAGCGACGGAACUUGAGCACCAGAGACGCGCCAGAGCGGAUACAGUCGAUGAUGCAGAUACAGCCGGUCUGUUGUCUAACGCCCAGCAGAGUGGACUGGCAGUUCGUCCUUACCCAUACUCUCCUUCGCAUUCGCCAAUAAGAAAUGCCUCGUUCGACGACAGAUCGGACCACGGAGAGUCCGAGGCACCAACUGCUGAUAGCGCAGGUGCUACAGCCAAGUGCAUAUGGAGGUAUUGA
Molecule: messenger RNA, 1437 nt
Organism: Aureobasidium uvarum
Lineage: Eukaryota; Fungi; Ascomycota; Dothideomycetes; Dothideales; Saccotheciaceae
Source: the annotation of a GenBank genome assembly